Paraglomus brasilianum is the source of this 1134-nucleotide messenger RNA. NCBI's taxonomy places the organism in Eukaryota, Fungi, Glomeromycota, Glomeromycetes, Paraglomerales, Paraglomeraceae. The record is from the annotation of a GenBank genome assembly.
AUGGCUCCCACAGAAGGAAAGAGCCGUAAACCAGCUAAUACGGCGUUUAAGCAGCAACGUUUAAAGGCAUGGCAACCGAUCUUGACACCAAAGACAGUAUUGCCCACCCUUUUCAUAGUUGGGAUUAUAUUCGCUCCUCUGGGUGGUUUGUUGUUAUACGCUAGUAACACUGUCUCCGAAAUCGAAAUCGAUUAUACAAAUUGUGACAGCCAAGCACCAGCAGAUUUUGGCCCAAUGCCCUCCGACCUUGUUAAAAUCUCGUUUGCCAGUAGCAAUGGAGGCUCAAAUAGUCCGCAAUGGCGUGCUGUAGAUGCCCAAACCGAAUACGGUUUUCAAGCGAAAAGGUGUACGAUUAUGUAUAGUAUUCCAGCAAGGCUGAAAGGUCCCAUCUAUAUGUAUUAUCGAUUGACCAACUUUUAUCAAAACCAUCGUCGGUAUGUAAAGAGUUUUGAUGCCAAGCAGCUCCAAGGUGAGGCAGUGCCAGUGGCAACGUUGGACGCUGGAAAUUGUAAACCAUUAGCGUCGUUAAAUGGAAAGGCUAUCUAUCCUUGUGGAUUGAUUGCGAAUUCUAUAUUCAACGACACAAUAUACGACCCUAUACUUCACAGCGCAGACGGUUCAAACACUACAGAGGUUAAAUUCACUACAGCUGGAACAGCAUGGCCAUCAGACCAUCAAAAGUAUGGCCAAACAAAAUACAACGUAACUGAUAUAGUUCCUCCACCAAAUUGGGUACUAAGAUUCCCCAAUGGAUAUAAUGAGACCAAUAUCGCUAACAUUACUGAUGAGCCAUUCCAAGUGUGGAUGCGUACAGCUGGGUUGCCUGAUUUCAGAAAAUUAUAUGCAAAAACAGGCGAGGCUUUUGAAGUAGGAACAUACCAGAUCGAUGUUGACUCACUAUUCCCUGUUACCGUCUACGGCGGUAGAAAAUCGAUUGUAUUUUCUACGGUGUCAUUUUUGGGAGGGAAGAAUCCGUUCUUGGGCAUUGCGUAUGUCGCAGUCGGUGUUUUGUGUGUGAUUCUUGGAAGCGUAUUUACAGCGAAACAUUUGCUCAAACCAAGACAACUUGGUGACCAUAAAAAAUUAUCAUGGAAUCAGAAUUCGAAAAAUCCAAAGGGAAGUGGUGGACAAUAA